AAGAGUAGAUUGAGCUCCACCCUGUUCGUUGGCAUCUUGAUUUCUCCAUUUUUAAUCUGCUUCGUGACAGAAUAAUUUCACGUGACAUCACUUUACUGUUGUUGACUGACAGAAAGGGAAUAAAUUAUCACGGCAAAGCAGUAGAAGAGGCAGUGCAAUAUUCUUUCUGAUGAGAAACUUCAGUUGCUGAAAACAUUGGGAUUCUGCAAUUCUUUGUCAUAGGACUUACAUUCAUCUUACUUUUUACUUUUUCUGCACCAGUUUUGCUGAAUCAGGACUGAAGAGAAAAAGACUCUGAACUGGCCGUGCUUUGCAUCCUAUACAUUUAGGUUAAAAGCAGGUGUUCUCCUUCUGGUUUCCCAUGUCCUAUUACCAGGAGGAUUUCUUCCGAGAAUACCUCAAGAUGAUGGCGAAUAUGGUCAUCCUGAACUUGCUCAUUUGUAUUUCACUGGCGUUCUGGAUCGUGUCCAUGACUGCAAGUACUUACUACGGUAAUUUACGACCCAUUUCUCCAUGGCGCUGGCUUUUUUCAGUAUUGGUUCCACUAAUUAUUGCUACACAGGGUUUCAAAAAGAAGAGUCUUGAUCACAGUGGUGCAUUAGGAGGACUGGUGGUUGGAUUUAUCCUUACAGUUGCAAAUUACAGUUUCUUCUCUUCUUUGUUUGUAUUUUUUGUUACUUCUUCAAAACUUACUAAGUGGAAAAAAGAUAUAAAGAAGCAAAUAGAUUCAGAGUAUAAAGAAGGUGGACAGAGGAAUUGGGUUCAGGUAUUCUGUAAUGGUGGUGUUCCUACUGAGCUGGCUCUCUUAUACAUGAUAGAAAAUGGACCAGGUGAAAUUCCUAUUGACUUUUCAAAGGAAUACACAGCAUCAUGGAUGUGCUUAUCCCUUUUGGGAGCUUUGGCAUGCUCUGCUGGUGAUACAUGGGCUUCAGAGAUUGGCAGUGUUAUGAGUAGAAGCAAACCAAGAUUGAUAACAACUUGGGAACAGGUUCCAGUAGGUACUAAUGGAGCAGUUACUUUCGUGGGCUUGUUCUCAAGUUUGCUUGGGGGCAUGGCAGUAGGUAUAGCCUACUUCAUAACACAACUAAUUUUUGUGACUGAUCUGGAAAUAUCUGCUCCACAAUGGCCCAUUAUUGUGUUUGGUGCAGCAGCUGGCCUACUGGGAUCAAUUGUUGAUUCAUAUUUGGGAGCUACUAUGCAAUACAGUGGUUUUGACCAGACAAUUGGCAUGGUUGUUAACCACCAAACAAAAGACUCCAAACACAUAUCUGGAAAACCUAUAUUAGACAACAAUGCAGUAAAUCUUUUUUCUUCUGUAAUCAUUGCUUUGGUGCUUCCAGGCAUGGCAUGGUUUUUCUGGCCAAGGGGUUGAAAUGGUUUAAGGUUUUCUGCAUGUCAUUCAUUUACGUUCAGUCUUGCUCAGAGACUCCAAAGAGUUCUAUUUGAACUCUGUUUAAGAGAGGGAUGUGAAACUUUCAGAGAACCAAAGGACUUUCCAUCUCAACUCUAAGGCUGUAAACCUCGUGUGGCAAUCUGCAUCCCUCAGGAAGGUGCUUUGUCAAUAACACUCUUGCUGCUCCUCAGAUGUAGGACUUUGCCAAGUGAGGUSAAGCACUUGCUUCAUUUAUCCUCCAUUUAUGGAGCUGGAGUGCUGGUGUCUGUUCUCUCCAGUCUCCAGCAUCUGGAAGAGGCUGGAAAUAGAAGUCUAAUCCACAUCAAUCAGUGUGAUGGAGUAUUGUGGCUGUUAUCCAAACGAAACACAAAGUAUACUGCAGCUCUCUAUAGGCAAUGGUAAAAGGAACUGGGUGAAUUUUGCUAUUUCCCAUUACCUACAGUAUGGAAGGGCUUUUGGACGUACUUAGGUGGGGAAGAGAGAAUUCAGCUUUGCUGCCUAGUCUGUAUCCUGAUACUAUCUCCACUUCCCUGAGAAAAGGGUUGGUAAAAAUGAUGCCAUAUGCAUAACAUCUGAAGCAAAAAUCUAAAUUUAAAGUAGAAACUCACCAGCUGUUCCAUCAAGAAUAAUAAUUUUUUCUGUGCUUUUUUGACAUCUUUAUUUUGAAACUAAUGAUAUUUGUGAAGAUUUGUUAGUACUGUGGUACUUAUCAAAUAAUAUUAAAUUAAAGACGACAGUUGUGAAUUCCCAUUAAUCUCUUUAGAAACAGAAACUUUUUUUCUAUGAGCAUAGAAUUGUUCCGUAAGGUUUGGCAUUCUGACCAAACUAUACUCCUGGGUUAUUUCUCAACAGUGGAAAUGUUACGUGUUUUAUUUGGGGCUUCUACUCAGAGAUGAUGGCCUCACAGCCAAAGAAGCUACAGAGGUUAUCCUUGUAGCAAAUGGGGGAAGUCACACUUAUAAACCAUUUAAAAAUAGAAAUUUAAUUUUUGAUUCUCAGGCUCCUAUAUUAGGUAAUUCUGUCUUCCAUCAUUCAUUUAUAAAAGCCGUGGAAGUAAUUUAGCCAGCACAGAUUAUAUUUAAACUUUAGAGAUUAACGUCAUUAUAACCUCUCACUGUUGACAUUCAGAAGCAUGGGCCCAUACUUUUAACUUAUAAAAAAGUUUUUUCUUUAAUUGUUAGAGAUAGCUGAAUAUUUUGUAUUGAAUAUCUGUGKUUUUUACAAAUGUCUUGUAUAUAUUGCCUGUCUUAAUUCACUUGAAUUGUUUAUUAUGUUGCCUUUUAUGGGAAUAUUAAAAGAUUUAAACAUCUUCCAUACUGAUUUUAGUCUUGAAAUCUAGUCUACCUAAAUCUGGAAUUCAUCACAGGAACUAGUUCAUUGUGUUACCCAAUUAUAAAGGUAAGGUUUCAAAGUAGUAAAAGCUUUCUGAAAAGAAUAAAUUGUGUAGCUGCUCCAUGUCUGUUCCUGUGGAAGGGCACAAAAUUAUAAAGUAAUGCACUUAAACUGUUGCAAUAAAUGCUUGGAAAUUUUAUGCACUGUUUGGAUUUAUGCUGCUUCUAAAUAAACACUGUAUUAGUUGUCUUUUAAGAUUUUGUGGAAACUGUUGUGGUUUCUAGAAUUGAGCAUGAUAAUUUUUUUUCAAAUAAAUGCCUUAUUUUUAUUUUGUUCUGUU
Messenger RNA from Malurus melanocephalus (red-backed fairy wren), 3065 nucleotides. It is a transcript of the gene FAABTP, whose product is annotated as transmembrane protein 19. NCBI's taxonomy places the organism in Eukaryota, Metazoa, Chordata, Aves, Passeriformes, Maluridae. Bases 362 to 1372 code for a protein of 336 amino acids. The record is from RefSeq and is a predicted model, not a curated record. Gene Ontology annotation, cellular component: membrane. The transcript is spliced from 8 exons.